AUGGAUUACUACAGAAAAUAUGCAGUUGUCAUUCUGGCCGCAUUGUCUGUGUUUCUGCAUAUUCUCCAUUCCUUUCCUGAUGGAGAGUUUACAAUGCAGGGUUGCCCAGAAUGCAAGCUAAAGGAAAACAAAUACUUCUCCAAGUUGGGUGCCCCAAUUUAUCAAUGCAUGGGCUGCUGCUUCUCCAGAGCAUAUCCCACUCCAGCAAGGUCCAAGAAGACAAUGUUGGUCCCAAAGAACAUCACCUCAGAAGCCACAUGCUGUGUGGCCAAAGCUUUUACCAAGGCCACAGUGAUGGGAAAUGCCAAAGUGGAGAAUCACACGGAGUGCCACUGCAGUACUUGUUAUUAUCACAAAUCUUAAAUAUUUUGCAAAGAGCACGUUGAUGAUUGCUGAUUUCCUGGAAUGAAAAUUAAUUUUUUCAGUGUUUAUGGCCUUGUGAGAUAAAACCCUCUUUU
Molecule: messenger RNA, 458 nt
Organism: Canis lupus familiaris (dog)
Lineage: Eukaryota; Metazoa; Chordata; Mammalia; Carnivora; Canidae
Gene: CGA
Product: glycoprotein hormones, alpha polypeptide
Biological process (GO): positive regulation of steroid biosynthetic process; thyroid hormone generation
Cellular component (GO): extracellular region; follicle-stimulating hormone complex
Molecular function (GO): follicle-stimulating hormone activity
Source: RefSeq, marked provisional